GGGUGGGUAGUCGUCGGUGGUGCCGGCGGAAGUCACCGUGCCCUCGAAUUGGAGCAUCCGUCGACGAUGCCGGGCGCACCUGGUUUCCGAUUGGGGGGCCAUGUUCGCGGGUCACCACGCGGCCGCCGCCGCGGGUAUGAUGCAGCCCCCCAUGUCAGCGGGUGGUGAGUACGUGCCAGCCGCGGCGCAUCACGGGUCCGCUCAUCCCGCGAUGCCCAUGGACCUACACGUCCAUCAGGGAUUUCCCUAUUUUCCUACCAGGUACCGAGAUGACGCGCUCUGCUGGUCAGACAGGAAACCGUCCAUGGACGACGUCGGAAAUCCUACCUCCGUCAACGCACGCAUCUUGGAGUUGCGCAAGGAGAAGAGCCGGGACGCGGCGAGGUCGCGACGAGGUAAAGAGAAUUUUGAGUUCUACGAGCUCGCGAAAAUGCUACCACUACCGGCGGCCAUCACCUCCCAGCUGGACAAGGCUUCCAUAAUCAGGCUAACGAUCUCAUACCUCAAACUACGCGACUUCUCCAGCCACGGCGAUCCGCCGUGGUCCCGCGACGGUCCACCGCCCAGCAAAUCUGUCAAAGGUGCUAACCGAGUCAGAUCAUCGUCGAGUGCCGCGAUAGACCAUUUCGAAAUUCAUCAAGGUACUCAUAUAUUACAGUCCCUGGACGGCUUCGCAAUGGCUGUCGCGGCUGAUGGCAGAUUCCUAUACAUAUCCGAGACCGUUUCGAUAUAUCUCGGCCUCUCACAGGUAGAAAUGACGGGGUCGAGCGUUUUCGACUACGUCCAUCAGCAAGAUCACGCCGAGGUCGCCGAGCAGCUCGGUCUGGGUCUCGCAUCGUCGUCGAGCACUUCGGCCCCGCACUCAUCGAAUUCCGGUCUAGCCUCGCCGAGCAGCGGCGCGUCGGAGGAUCACGGUUCGUCCUCCACCGCAAAUCCCGACGUGUCCUCGGUAAUGUCGCUGUCGGCGAGCGGACUUUACAAGGGGUACGACCGGGCGUUUUGCGUCAGGAUGAAGUCUACUUUAACGAAGAGGGGGUGUCAUUUCAAAUCAUCAGGCUAUCGGGUCGUGCUAUUACUGUGUCGUUUGAGGCCGCAGUUUAUAUUCAGCCACACGAGAAAGUCCGCACCACCUUUGAUGGGCAUGGUCGGACUGGCCAUCGCACUUCCACCGCCCAGCGUGCACGAAAUUCGUCUCGAGACCGACAUGUUUGUCACACGGAUCAAUUUUGACUUUCGGAUAGCGCAUUGCGAACCAAAAGUUUCCGAGCUGCUGGACUACACCGCCGACGAAUUGACGGGGAAGAAUCUCUACACGCUGUGUCACGGCGAGGACGCGAACCGCCUCCGGAAGUCCCACAUAGAUCUGAUCCAUAAAGGACAAGUGCUGACACAUUAUUACCGGCUGAUGAACAAGAGUGGCGGGUACACGUGGCUGCAGACGUGCGCUACCGUCGUGUGCAAUUCGAAAAAUGCCGAGGAGCAAAAUAUCAUUUGCGUCAAUUACGUCAUAAGUGGCCGGGAAUACGAGAACUUGAUUAUGGACUGCUGUCAAUUGGAGGACGGGGUGACCGGCGUCAAGAGGGAAGACACGGCUGGAAAUGAUCCGGAGAACGGAUCACCGGACGCCGACCGAGGAGAGGGUCGUAGUCGGGGCGGCCCCGCGAAUCAGCAUCAGGAACAGUCGCACCGGUCGCCGCCUGAGGAGCAGGAGGAGAGCCACGCGUCGGAGAGCGAGAAACGAGGUAGCCGGCAUCACGACAAUAUAGCCCAAUUGCAGCAAGAGUCGCAGACGGCGGUCGGGAAUCUCGGCACGCUCGUAGUGAGAUUACGAGGGCACAAGCGGAAGAUCCACGACGACGACAGCAGCUCCAACGAGGACGAGGAGGACGAGGAGGAGGCCACGGUGAAGGAGUCGAACAGUGAGAGAACUCGCGCGCUUAGUCCUGGUGCGACGUCCACGCACUCGAUCUCAGCCACCGAGCAGGCGCUCUGUGCGACCAGUCCGAAGUCGCGCCGCGCCGAGGGCGGCAGGAUGGACAGCGCCGAGAGCACGGGGACCUCGGUGAAGGAUCUGGAGCAGGCUAUGUCGAAGCACCUGCCGGGAAGCUCGCUGAACAAGUCCAACUCACCAGCGGCGCUUCACCAACCGACGGACUUCAGCACGGACGCGUUGCUGAAGCAGCAACAGCAACGGAGCACGAUACAGUGGAUCGGGGCGCACCAUCACCUGGGCCACUUGAGUCCGCAACAGUCCGCCACCGCCCCGUUACCCGCCUCCGCGCUUCUCAGACAGCUCUACGCCGCCAAUCGAGAGAGCGUGAUACGCGCAAACGUGCACGGGAUCACGUCGAGCGGCGGUACGCGCGCUCCCACGUCGGCCGGCAUCUAUUACCCGGGCGAAACUGCUCCUAACGGACCUCUCCCAACGCCACCGGGCUCGGAGGGAUCCAGCACAUACGGCGAGCAUCAAUUCGUUCUCGCCGCUCACAAUCAAAAGGGAUCGAACGGCACCAGCUGUGCCGACGCUUUCACCAGUCUGGUCUCGUCGUACACGUCCGCCACCGCGGCUGGCUAUUCGGUGGACUAUCACUCGGCGAUGACACCGCCGUCGUCGGUCUCGCCACGAGACAAACAGCAACAACAACAGCAACAACAGCAACAGCAGCAGCAGCAACAGCAGCAGCAGCAGCAGCAGCAGCAGCAGCUGCAUCCUGUGAAUGUGAUAAGCAGUUACGAAGGCUCGUACGCGGAUCCCGUUCUCCGUCACCAGUACGAACCGGCCCAGCCGUUACCCUUGAAACCCCAGGUGUACUCGGCCACUGUUCAUCCGAGUGCCUUAGACGCUGCAGCGGCGUACGCCUCGGCGGGUCUGACGGAACAACCGCAGUUCUACCAUCAUCCGGCCAGUAGCGCCGGCUUUCACAUCUACCACCCGAGCAACAAGUCGACGACGAACGGCUGGUACACCUCGGCCUCCUAGUGGUCCCACCCGUAGCGGCUUCACCCGCCCGUGUACGCGGAACACGUGUACUUAAGCGACUGUAAUUAAACCCAAAGCCCUCUCCCUCGUGCAUAUCAGUGAUACGCUAUCUCGCCGCUAUCUUGGGCGAUCGUUGGCGAGUGACCCUCGUUGUCGUCGGAAUCGGCGGGCAGGCCUCAUCCUCACCGCCCCUUCCUGUCGAGUCAUCGAAAUUCGGCGCUGACCGCGCUGUAACAAUCGCUCUCUUCUUCAUUAUGUAGAACGAUUUAUUGUAAUAUAAUGAAUAAAUUAUUAUAUAUAUGUUGAUUUUUCGGAGGUAUCUGCGUAAAUAUGGAGCCAAUUGAAAAACUCAUGCGUGUUCACCGUGCGUGUUCCAAGUGAUUUGACGCGAUGCUCAAAGAGAUCGUAAUAUAUCUAAGGAUUCGCGAUUUAUUAUAUAUGUGUGAUAUACAAGACGGUUCUUAAUAAUGUCAAUGCUUUAGGAAAAUCUUUAAUCUAAAGUAUAGAACAAAAAUAUGUUACACGGAUUGUUUAGGUUUUGUCAUUUAUAACAAGUUAACAUAAGUACGGUCUGAUAUUUUAAAAUAUUUUCUGCAAUUUAUUAUAACUCAGAAAAACUUAAAUGAUACGUUCAUAUUUGUUCUCGUUUAGAUUCUAGAUUCACAUCGAAGUAUUGUAUAAUUAAGAAUCAUUCUGUAUAUAUGUAUGUAUGUAUUAUAAUUAUAAUAUUCCGUUUUUCGAAUUGCAUUUUAGGAUAUCUGUAUUUAUACGUAAUUUCAUCUUUCAUCAAAAUAAUUGAAUAAAUAAUAAGAUGAUAUUGAAAUAUUUUUCGAUAAUUUUGAGAAAUCAUUAGAAUCAACAGAAGAAAUUCAAAGUUUAAAUUGAAUUCAAAUUACAUUAUUUCUCGCUGAGUCAGCUUUUGUUCUAAUAUUGAAUGAUUUCUCAUGAGUUGAUAAGAAGCGGGUUAAAAGAUGCAUGUUUCAAUUAUCUGUCAUUUAAUCGUUUUGGAAAGAAAGAUAAACUUAUAAAGGAACAGAUAUCUUAAAGUCUAACCGAGGAAGCAACUUUCGACAAACUGUCUUCGCAUUGCGUUAAAUAUUACUAAUCAAAUAUGAUUACCGCAGUGAUUCAUUCCGAGUACAGUACUUGAAAUAUUUUGUAUCAUAAUAUUUCUUGUUGCGCGACGAUUUUCAUAAGUGGCAAUUUUUCUUCUCUGUCUUUCAGACACGUUGUUACGUUUAUUUGAUUUAGUGAGAGAAAAAAAUGCUGAUAAAAUUUAUCGUAUGAAGCGUGUUUAAAAAAUAGCAUACUUAAGAGAAAUCGCUAUCUCUAUUAAUUCACGCUGACGUCUCUGUUUAGUCAAUUAAACAACAUUGAAUUUGUUACCUGGAACAUGCUAUGUACGAUCGGUCUGUCCCAAAGAAUUCGUAGUUGCAAGCUCAUUAUUUAAUUUCGUUGUUAAAUUUCAACUAACGAUCGGGGAAGUAGCGAGGCUUCUCGAUAGAAAAUAAAGAAAAUUACAAUUGAUUUGACGUAUCAAUUGUAAUCGACUCGCAUUUCGCGUUUCCAAGUUAAAUAAUCGUGGCUCACGAAAAAUAAGUUUAAUUACACACAAGUUACGAGACUGGCGCAUACGCGAAAAAAUGGAACGUGGCAUUUAUACAGCCGUGGAAAAUGGAGAGCAAUCUGAAAAAAAAAAAAGACGAGUGAUAUCAAAAAGACACUUUUAUUAUAAAUACGCACUGAAAUUCUUUACUCAUUAAGGACAAGAGACAUUUAUAUGUAUAUUUAUAGACUGUUCUAGCGACUUUACCUUCUAAAUGUAGGAUAGACAAAAAUGUAGAUAUAUCGAGAGGGGACACGCGUCGCGCACGCGAGGAGAAGUCAACACUGCUCUGGAGGUAGCGAAUUCUUUUAUGAAAGUUAUUGUAUUUUAAUGUUUAAACAUUUCGACCAGUUGUUUUUGACGAGUACACGUGUAAAUACAGCUUACGUGCCU
Molecule: messenger RNA, 4979 nt
Organism: Pogonomyrmex barbatus (red harvester ant)
Lineage: Eukaryota; Metazoa; Arthropoda; Insecta; Hymenoptera; Formicidae
Product: protein trachealess
Biological process (GO): regulation of transcription by RNA polymerase II
Molecular function (GO): DNA-binding transcription factor activity, RNA polymerase II-specific; protein dimerization activity; RNA polymerase II transcription regulatory region sequence-specific DNA binding
Source: RefSeq, a predicted model, not a curated record